Messenger RNA from Paramacrobiotus metropolitanus, 1976 nucleotides. RefSeq lists its product as uncharacterized. Lineage: Eukaryota; Metazoa; Tardigrada; Eutardigrada; Parachela; Macrobiotidae. The record is from RefSeq and is a predicted model, not a curated record. The transcript has 6 exons. Bases 325 to 840 code for a protein of 171 amino acids.
UCCAGUAUACGGCUAAAAGCUGCUACUCAUGCGUCUGGGUGCAGCUCAGAUGACCUGGAUCUAGCCUCCUUGGUUGGCACUGAAAACAGAUGGGUUGAGUCGUUUUUUGUAGUAGAAGACGUACCAUGUCCACAAAGAGAAGAAGUCACUGAAGAUAUAAAUGGAUUCGCCGCCAAAAUUCUAAGCGCAUAUGAAAAAUCUUACGCCGGCAUCAUUGUCUAUUCAAAUCCCUAUUCCACGGCUAGGCCUUUCUCGACCGAGAUUCCUGCGAGCGUUAUUGAUUGGACCAACGUCACCGUCCAUUUCGUCGGCUUCGAGCAGGGAAUGAAGCUGAAGAACUUUCUAUUCAAUCCCUUUUCCGAUAACAGGUACGAAUUACACUUCAAAAAUAAUUCUGGGCUUCCACGAACCAGUGAGUUGUUUCUGGCGAUUGCUGUCGCCGUUUUUCUCUUGGGUCUUCUAAUAUGCGCGAUCCGCCGUUGCUAUCGACUGCGAAAACUACAAGCCACACGAUCACCAAUAAAAAGCACCCAAAAGCCGCAAUCUUUAGCCCAGGAGGAAAUUAUCCAGAUUUCUGGUAUCAAGGAGGAACUGGAGAAAAGACAAAUCAAGUUCCUAACAACUGCUCAAAAUGAAGCGCCUGUACAGCAAGAGCGCCUACAAGGCAUUGGGGUUCCACUAAGGGAUGAUGAAAUGAGCCAUCUUACACAAAUCGAGGACAUGGAGCAAUCAGACGACAUAAUAUGCCCUUUGUGUCAACAAAAUUUCAUGGAUGGUGAAAUAAAGACUGUCUUGCCGUGCCAGCAUGUUGGCCAUAUGGCGUGCUUUCAACAUGGCUGACCACCUAUUCACGGAACUGUCUGGUAUGCAGGCAACCGGUGUGUGCUGAACCGGUCUCCAAAACGCCUGAAGAAGAUCAUGCAUGAACCAAGUCUGCCUUGCUGAUCGGAAAACUUUUCUCGAACGUUUUUGUGAAUGUCUAAAUAAUUCCGUGUUCCGUACAUGCAGCAACCGUUAAUUUUAUGGUCGAUGCUGCGUGCACGGGGAAACACGGGUGUUGGCUGCAUGCAUGGUUGCACGGGUGUUGUCUGCGUGCACGGAGUUCGGACACGGGUGUUGGCUGUGUGCACGGGUGACCUUUUUGGAUCCGCACGGGUGUUAGCUGUGCACGGCUAUUUCAAUUUUUUAGUGGUAACAUUUAUAAUUUUCCAGGUCUUAUUCAACCACAACAGGUUUUUGCGACCGGUUUCUGACAUAUUUUUAUGUGCCAUCAUAAUCUACUCAUAGAAAUAGUUACAGAUUCUUUGUUUUACGACUCAGAGGUUUUCAGCGCGGCUUGAUGCAAGUGGGAAUGAUGUCGGUUGCAUGCCUCAUAAGCGGCCACCAAGUGUGUCCGCAAUUUCGCAUCAGACCCUGCUCAAAAGUGGCCGUUCCAGGAUCCAUCCCGAAAAGGAACGCAGUGGUCUUGGCAGUAUUACAGAAAUUCUUACGAGGCUAUAUUACACAGGAAUGGCAUUACCUUAAUACAAAAGUCUUCAUGGAAAAAAACACUACAGAGAUUCUUACGCCUUCGAUUCUUCUUACAGUGACUUUCAGGUACUUCAUGGUACUGCACUAACAAGUAUAGAUAUUUAACUCGUAAGUCGUAACAUAGUACUCUGUACUUGCUAUGUACAGCAAAUUUUGCAGUACUUGCGGUAGCUAGGUAUUUUCGUUUAGAAACAGUGGGUUUAAAUAAGUGAGUAGGUUUCCAUAAGUAGUAAUUAUGUAAAAAAUUAUAACUAAAAUAUACAAUUAAAUUUAACUUAAACAUUCAAAUAAUUUCCCGUGCACGCAGCCAACGCCCGUGAAGGAAUCCCGUGCCCGCAGCCAACACCCGUUCCCAAACUCCGUGCACCCAGCCAACACCCGUGUUUACCCGUGCACGCAGCCAUAAUGUAAUUAAUUUAUAACUUCGUUGUAAUUUCACUGUGUGU